CCAGACGGCAGUCUGAUGUUCCUCCACUUCACCAUCCUGAACGAGUGUUCCACUAAUAAGUGUCCGCCCCCCGACGCUGGGCUCUGGUUGGUGAGCAACGGUUCCGCCCCCAGAGUCGCCAUGUAUCGGUCCGCUGGCAAACUGCAGCGCUUCAGCGCGGAUCUGUCGAAGCUUUGGACCCCGAAGAGAUCCAUCAUCGCCCGGAGCAUCCAGCCAGCGCCAGGACUCCUGCAAAACUCGCUUAGAAUGGCCAGUUCAGAGUCGUACAGGAUCGAGAGGGACACGUUUGGAGAACUCAAAGUUCCUUCUGAUAAAUAUUAUGGAGCUCAAACUGUCAGAUCAACCAUGAACUUCAAGAUCGGAGGAGUUACAGAGAGAAUGCCAAUCCAGGUGAUCAAAGCCUUUGGGAUUCUGAAGAAAGCCGCGGCAGAAGUCAAUAAAGAUUACGGUUUGGACCCAAAGAUCGCAGACGCCAUCAUGAAAGCUGCGGACGAGGUGGCUGCUGGGAAGCUGGAUGAUCAUUUCCCGCUGGUUGUUUGGCAAACCGGAUCCGGAACACAGACCAACAUGAACGUCAAUGAGGUCAUCAGCAACAGAGCCAUCGAGAUACUGGGUGGAAAACUGGGCAGCAAAGAUCCUGUUCACCCCAAUGACCACGUCAACAAGAGCCAGAGCUCGAACGACACGUUCCCCACCGCUAUGCACAUCGCCGCUGGUAAAGAGGUUCACGAGGUUCUGCUGCCGGGGCUCCAGGCGCUGCACGACGCUCUCGCGGAGAAAGCUCUGCAGUUCAAAGACAUCAUCAAGAUCGGCCGCACACACACACAGGACGCCGUGCCGCUCUCUCUCGGACAGGAGUUUGGCGGGUACGUGCAGCAGGUGAAGUACAGCAUCGAGCGAGUGAAGGCCGCGAUGCCGCGUGUGUAUGAGCUCGCAGCCGGCGGCACUGCGGUGGGAACCGGCCUUAACACACGCAUCGGCUUCGCUGAGAAAGUGGCGGAGAAAGUGUCUGCACUCACAGGACUGCCGUUUGUGACGGCGGAGAACAAGUUCGAGGCUCUGGCGGCCCAUGAUGCACUGGUGGAGCUGAGCGGCUCUCUGAACACUGUGGCCGUGAGCCUGAUGAAGAUCGCCAACGACAUCCGCUUCCUGGGGUCGGGACCUCGGUCGGGUCUCGGAGAACUCGUGCUGCCCGAGAACGAGCCCGGGUCCAGCAUCAUGCCGGGGAAGGUGAACCCCACGCAGUGUGAGGCGUUGACUAUGGUGGCGGCUCAGGUGUUCGGGAAUCAUGUGGCCGUCACUGUCGGAGGAAGCAACGGACACUUCGAGCUCAACGUCUUCAAGCCAAUGAUCAUCAAGAAUGUCCUGAACUCUGCCAGACUUCUGGGCGACGCUUCGGUCUCCUUCACCAACAACUGUGUGGUCGGGAUCAAGCCCAACAUCGAGAGGAUCAACAAACUGAUGAGCGAGUCGCUGAUGCUGGUCACGGCUCUCAACCCUCACAUAGGCUAUGAUAAAGCGGCCACUAUAGCGAAGACGGCACACAAGGAGGGCUCGACUCUGAAGGAGACGGCGCUGAAGCUCGGCUUCCUGACGGAGGAGCAGUUCGACCUGUGGGUGCGUCCUGAAGACAUGCUGGGACCCAAAUAACCUCUCGCUCUUCAAUAAAACACUUGCCCUGUUCAAACACUU
This is a messenger RNA of Pimephales promelas (fathead minnow), 1692 nucleotides long. Lineage: Eukaryota; Metazoa; Chordata; Actinopteri; Cypriniformes; Leuciscidae. The record is from RefSeq and is a predicted model, not a curated record.